CCUUACUCAUGGCCAGGCCCUUGGCAGCGGCCGCCGGCAGAGACGUGUAGGGGCCGCGGCUCCCGCCCGCCCUCCAGGGGAGCGCUGCAAAAGCGCGCACCGCCUCCCCUCUCCCGGGCGGCGGCUUGGCCUCGCCGGCUUGCCGUAGCGGAGCUGGCGGGGGGCCGCUGCUGCUGCUGCCGCCGCUGCUGCCUGCGGUACUUCCGUGCUGGCAGGGACGGCCCGCUGUGAUGGCACAGCACGGGCCGAAUGUCACGCUGUCCCUCACGCUGCCCAUCACCUGCCACAUCUGCCUGGGGAAGGUACGUCACCCGGUCAUCUGUGUCAACAGCCAUGUAUUCUGUUCUAUUUGUAUUGAAGUGUGGCUGAAGAACAAUAAUCAGUGCCCAGCUUGCAGGAUUCCCAUCACGCCUGAAAAUCCUUGCAAGGAAAUUAUAGGAGGAACAAGUGAAAGUGAUCCUAUCUUUAGCCCGACAGUCAGAAAACACCUACGUAAAACAAGGCUUGAAUUGCUCCACAAAGAAUAUGAGGAUGAAAUAGAAUCCCUGCAAAAAGAAGUGGAAGAUCUGAGAGGUAAAAAUCUCAGUUUACAGACACAGCUGAAGUCUUUUCUGGAUCCUAUUGCAUCAGCUUUGUCUUGCCAAAAUGAGGAAACUAGCCAGUCAGCAAAUGAAGCAAGGACCAGUGGCCCAGAAACCCCAGAGGAAUGGAGCAAAAAGCUGAAAGCUGCCAAUGAUAUGUAUGAAAAAGUGAUGGAUAACAUGGAAAAGCUAAAGGAGGCAAAUAAGAAACUGAGCAUGGAAAACAGUAGCCUUUUAAGAGAGAAUUUGAGACUGAAAGCUGAAGUUGAUAAUAGAUCACCCCAAAAGUAUGGUAGGUUUACGGUAGCUGCACUUCAGUCCAAAGUAGAACAAAGUGAACGUGAAAUGAACCGUCUAAAAAAGGCACUGGAAAGAAGUGAUAAAUACAUAGAAGAAAUUGAGUGUCAGCUUUUACAGCUGCAAAAUGCAGCCAAAGGAACACAGACAGUGAGCACUGUUAGUGAGAGAGCGCUUUCCACAGAUGCUAAAGGAGCUGAGAGCAGUGAAGAUGCAACAUGUUUGAAAGCCCAAGUUGAGGAAAAAAAAGCUUUGACUACCAGUCAAAGUCCUGACAGUCUUGAACAGCUGACAAGUGGUGAAACUAGUUUAAGCUCUUCUAGUCAAGAGGGUUCAAAUGGCUCAGAUACCCAGUGUGCCUCAAAGAAAGAACUGUUUCCAAGAUGUCAUGGGGUUCUCCUGGAUGAAAAUACUACAAAUAUGGAUGCCUGCUUAGAAGAGCAGUGGAAUAAAAUUGAGGAAUGUACCCCAUAUAAGGAUGAGGAACUUUAUGGUCUUCCACCACAGUGCACUCCUUUUCUGUCUCUCAGUCGCCUUCAGUUGAACACUCCUGAUGGGAAAGAAAAUGCAAGGAAACCAUCAGCAUUCCUGAGAAAACUGAAAUUUGAAGAGUUUUGUGAUACUUCAGAUGAUUGCAGCAAAGAUACCCCUGAACACAGCACAAGCAGCUGUAAUAAUGAAAAGAAGCUAAACUGUUUUACUACAGGAAAAUCAGGGUUUUGGGGGACCUGCCCCACAAAUUUUGCCGAGAACUUAGAUUUUGAUGAAUCAGAGCAAAAUUCAGUAGCUGGUCAGUCAGAUGAGACAUCAGCAAAGUCCAGCGAUAAAACAAGUUCUUGCUUACCUAAGAGGUUGCAUACCCUCUGCUCUUCUGAAAUGAAUCGCACAAGAACCUCUAGCGAGGCAUCUAUGGAUGCUGCCUACCUCGAUAAAAUUUCUGAGUUGGACUCAAUGAUGUCUGAGUCAGACAACAGCAAGAGUCCCUGCUAUAAUUUCAAGUCCUCUGAUCUUGAUAAUUCUUCAAAGUCAACAGAGUGUUCUAAGCUUCUGAAUGGAUCCGAAAAGAAACUGGAAGAGAUGAAUGAGGAACAGAGUAUGAGGUGUCCAGAGACAAGUGAUCCAGCAGCUGACAGAACUGGCUGGAAACCUGCUGUGUUUUCCAUGCUCUCCCCAUCUGAGCUGGAUAUGCAUGACCACUUUCCACUGUUUACAGGCCAGAACACAGUGGCUAGUGAUAUCAAACCUCCAAACUGUUCAUUUCAAAGAGACUUUUCUCAGAGUUCACUAUUCAGUAACUCACAAAGGUUGUUUGAGGAACAAAAGUUUGGUUCCUGCUUUUUAAAGAUGCCAUCUGACCUGCACAAUCAGCUUAAUCCUCCUUGGGUGUCUUCCUUUAUAGCUGAAAGGAAAAAUAAAAAUGCCAGUCAGUCAACCAAGAGGAAAAUUCAAAGCAGCCUUUCCAGUGCUAGUCCAUCAAAAACUACCAAAAACUGAUUCUGCUUGGAAAGCGAACUGGCGUUUCCAGCAAAGUCAUCAACCUGCAAAUGUUUAAUAUUUACAGGUGAACUUAAUGACUACCAUGCAAUCCAAUCUAUGUGAAAUCUGAACAGUCCCUUCCCUGUUACAAGAUUUUUCCUAGGCAGGAACGAGUUCAGGUUCUUUUCUUUGGCUGGGCAUUUUAUUCACUUG
Messenger RNA from Neopsephotus bourkii (Bourke's parrot), 2567 nucleotides. RefSeq names its product ORC ubiquitin ligase 1 (gene OBI1). Gene Ontology annotation, biological process: regulation of DNA replication; protein monoubiquitination. The record is from RefSeq and is a predicted model, not a curated record. The coding region runs from base 231 to 2372 and encodes 713 amino acids. Gene Ontology annotation, molecular function: ubiquitin-protein transferase activity. The transcript has 6 exons. NCBI's taxonomy places the organism in Eukaryota, Metazoa, Chordata, Aves, Psittaciformes, Psittacidae.